AAACAAAACAAAGCCAGGAAGCGUGACAGUAACCCGGCAUUCGUUGCUCUUACUGUAGCCCGAUCACAUCCAGAAAACAGGAAUGCGCUGACUUGAGUUUGUCUUCAAGAAGCGUGUAUUUAACACACCCCGGCUGCAGGGAGAGAGGUAAAACAGCAUCUAUGGGUGAUAGUGAGGUGGCAUAACGCAUAACAUUGUAUGUGCAUUUGAGAGUGAUCACGCUCUCCAGAGGGAACAGUGCAUAGACUGGCUUUGCGUCUCCUGUUGAGUCCACUAUCCGUGCAGCGCCGUGAUGAACGCGAACCCGGCUGACUGUCCGGUGAGCGGUGUCUUCUCGCUGGAGGGUCUGCCUCCGCUGCCCAAAGGCCUGAGCGGCAUCCUGAACUCCAGCGGCGGGUCGUGGCGGGACAUCGAGAAGGUGCACAGCAAGAGAGCGCGCAUCCAGGCUGACAUCAGUCGCGGCGGCGACGCGACGCGCGGACAGAGCAAACCGGGCGGACUGGACGCUGCACUGGCUCUGCUGCGGAAAGAGAUGGUUGGUCUGCGUCAGCUGGACAUGUCUCUUCUGUGCCAGCUGUGGUCUCUUCACGAGGGCAUCCAGGAGUACAAGGGCUCCUCGCUUCUGUCUGAAGCCUCCUUCAGUGCUGAUAAUGGAUACUCUGAGGAGGAGGAAGAGGAGGAUGAAGUAGAGGAGGAGCAUGAUGAGGUGACUGGAGUUCUGUCACAACCUUCCCCGUCUUCCUCGUCCUUGUCUCUGCCUCCACCCAGCAGCAACUCCAGGGACCAGUGGAUCAAAGACUCCUUUCAUAUUCCCUGAUGAAGAUACCGACGUACGCUCCGUGCACUAUGCACUGUGGAGACGUUUCUCAAAGGUGAUGUCUCUUGCUGUGCCUUUAGGCCCCAUUUACACAGGCUUUUACACUAUGCAUCUCUUAUCCAGGUAAUAUGUCCAGUAUACACAGCAAUGUUAUCCACAUACAUUUUUUACACUUUGCAAAAUCAGUGCCUGUUUGAUAGAAAAUUGGUUGCAUCUGUCUGACAGUGUUUCAACCAAGAGUGACUUUAUUUGCCUUUUUUAUUGAUGUGGUUGAAAAUUUUUAUAGCUUAUGAAAUAAGCAGUGACAUAUGUGGCCUUUCUGUUUACACUGGACCAAGUUUUUCUCCACUGCAUCUUAAUAUCAGGUCUGAAUUCAGCUUCUAUGUGUCUUGGUUACACUUGUAUUAAGUAGGAAUCUGUUUACAGCGGUUCAGGAAGCAUGAAGUAGACUGUAUGGGACCCAAUCGUAUACAGUUAUAAAUGUGUGAAUUCCUAUUUUUGUUGUUACACUUGUGCACACUACAUGUCAGGAGUUGUGAGUAAUGUAAAAACAUCAGGGUGUUUUUUAUCUACACAGGGUCCAAAAUUGAGCAUAUAUCAAGUCAAGAUUUGUCUCAGACAAAUAAAUUAGUAAUAGUUGUGCAUGCCAGUGGCUGGUAAGUUUUAGUAUAGAAACCUUUGAAACCCUCAUAUAUCCACAGGUAGUCCUAUAUUUUCACUGUGCACUUUUUCUGGCUUUGGACAAGUCCAGUCAAAUGUCUCCAUAGUACACGCUAUUGAUUCGCUGCUUAUCAACUUCUAAACUUGCAGAACUUAGAUAUUGAGUUUUCUAUUUGUUGCAUAGUGAAGACAAAUUGAGGCCAUCUACAAGAAAGAGAAAAAAAAAUUAAGAGACACAAGUAAAGUCAGAUGUUAUGACUUUUUUUUUUCUUUUAAUCCGCAUGCUAGUACAUGCUGCUUGCUUGGCAGUGAAAAUGAGUUGGGUGGAAUAUUUCUAGGAAUUAUUAUGACAUCUGCUUGUUCAGGUGUGGAGUAACAUGCGGUUUGACUCCACUUCUGAUGACUGUGAUGACUUCAGGCUUUGAGAGGAGUAGGAUAAUCCGCCCUAUCAUACAGUAUUCUUGACUCAGUAACAGAAGCUCUCAGUCGAUCAAUAAUCUGUCAGUCAUAUACAAUCGAUGUGAAGCUGCAAAUCAGUGAGCCUUUGAUUUUGAUUUCAGAAGAGAAUAUUCUUUUGAAAAUGAUGUUUGGCUUGUUAUUCUGACAAGCAAGACUAUUAAUCUCCCAACUCGGCUGAUUCAUAAGCUACAAAAAUGUUUGCACGAUAACCUCCCUGCAGCCUAAUUUGAAAAUCAUGAUUUCCAACAAAGACAUAAUCAGUUAUAUGGACUUUAAAGGUUUGUAUGAACCACCGGAAUACAUCAUUAGUCCAAACAAAAAAAAAAACUAUAGGAAUUACAGGAAAUUGUUGCUUUCUGUCAGGACAUCAAGAAAAGGAUUAAUUCUGAUGGGAUUCUGCUCUGAAACGUUGUAUCCAAACAUAUUAAUCUGUCAUCAUCUUCAAAUAAUUUGAGCUUUUUUCAGUAUUUCUAUCCAUAGCUUGUGUUUAAAUGGAAGCAAGUCUUGUGUUAAGUCACUUACUGUAUCGCACAAAAUGUAUUACAGUUUUCUAAUCUGGCAAAUGGGUUGGAAAAGCCAGUAAAUUACUUUUUUUUGUAUCUAAUUAAUUAAAUAAAACUACAUUCUAUACCACA
Toxotes jaculatrix (banded archerfish) is the source of this 2571-nucleotide messenger RNA. RefSeq names its product family with sequence similarity 89 member B (gene fam89b). The transcript is spliced from 2 exons. The coding region runs from base 293 to 817 and encodes 174 amino acids. Lineage: Eukaryota; Metazoa; Chordata; Actinopteri; Toxotidae. The record is from RefSeq and is a predicted model, not a curated record.